ACUCCCGGCGGUGCCGGAGUCGGGUGGGUCGGCCACUAUAAAGCUGGUGGCAGAGGGGAAGCGCCGCGUACUCCCCAUCCGUUGGUCGUUAUUUUUCCACGGCCACCGCCGGGUCACAUUUGGGUGAGUGUCCCGCGCGGAGAAGGAGACUUGGGCUGCUGAGGCCCCGUGGGCACGUGCCUGGAGGAGGAAACAGAGUGACAGACCUGGAGACUGCAGUUCUUUAUCCCUCACACAGUUUUUUCACCAUGCCUGGGUCACUUCCUUUGAACGCAGAAGCCUGCUGGCCAAAAGAUGUGGGAAUUGUUGCCCUUGAGAUCUAUUUUCCUUCUCAAUAUGUUGAUCAAGCAGAGUUAGAAAAAUACGACGGUGUAGCUGCUGGAAGGUAUACUAUUGGCUUGGGCCAGGCCAAGAUGGGCUUCUGCACAGACAGAGAAGAUAUCAACUCUCUUUGCAUGACUGUGGUCCAGAAUCUUAUGGAGAGAAAUAGCCUUUCUUAUGAUUGCAUUGGGCGGCUAGAAGUUGGAACAGAGACAAUCAUCGACAAAUCAAAGUCAGUGAAGACUAAUCUGAUGCAGCUCUUUGAGGAGUCUGGGAAUACAGAUAUAGAAGGAAUAGACACAAUUAAUGCAUGCUAUGGAGGCACAGCUGCUGUCUUCAAUGCUGUUAACUGGAUUGAGUCCAGUUCUUGGGAUGGACGGUAUGCCCUGGUAGUUGCAGGGGAUAUUGCUGUAUAUGCCGCUGGAAAUGCUAGACCUACAGGUGGAGUUGGAGCCAUUGCUCUGCUAAUUGGGCCAAAUGCUCCUUUAAUUUUUGAACGAGGACUUCGUGGGACACAUAUGCAGCAUGCCUAUGACUUUUACAAGCCUGAUAUGCUUUCUGAAUAUCCCAUAGUAGAUGGAAAACUGUCCAUAGAAUGCUAUCUCAGUGCAUUAGAUCGCUGCUAUUCUGUCUACCGCAAGAAGAUCCAUGCCCGGUGGCAAAAAGAGGGAAAUGAUAAAGAUUUCACCUUGAAUGAUUUUGGUUUCAUGGUUUUCCACUCACCCUAUUGUAAACUGGUUCAGAAAUCUCUAGCUCGGAUGUUGCUGAAUGACUUCCUUAAUGACCAGAACAGAGAUAAAAAUAGUAUUUAUAGUGGCCUGGAGGCCUUUGGGGAUGUUAAAUUAGAAGAUACCUACUUUGAUAGAGACGUGGAAAAGGCAUUUAUGAAGGCUAGUUCAGAACUCUUUAAUCAGAAAACAAAGGCAUCUUUGCUUGUGUCAAAUCAAAAUGGAAACAUGUACACAUCUUCAUUGUACGGCUGCCUUGCAUCUGUUCUUGCACAGUACUCACCUCAGGAGCUGGCAGGAAAGAGAAUUGGCAUGUUCUCUUAUGGUUCUGGUUUGGCUGCCACUCUGUACUCCCUCAAAGUUACACAAGAUGCCACACCAGGAUCUGCUCUUGAUAAAAUAAUAGCAAGUUUAUGUGAUCUAAAAUCAAGGCUUGACUCAAGAACUUGUGUUGCACCAGAUGUCUUUACUGAAAACAUGAAGCUCCGAGAAGACACUCAUCACUUGGUCAAUUACAUUCCCCAGAGUUCAAUAGAUUCACUUUUUGAAGGAACAUGGUACCUAGUUCGAGUGGAUGAAAAGCACAGAAGAACUUAUGCUCGGCGCCCCUCCCGAAAUGAGAGCACUUUGGAUGAAGGAGUAGAACUUGUCCAUUCAAGCACAGCCACCGAGCAUAUUCCAAGUCCUGCUAAGAAAGUGCCAAGACUCCCUGCAACAGCUGCAGAACCUGAAGUAGCUGUCAUCAGUAAUGGGGAGCAUUAAGAUACUUCUAUGAGAUGGAAGACUUCAGUGUGGGGUGGGAUGGUGGGUAUGAAUGGGAACGGUUGGGGGAAUGUGAUGUCUGGGGACAAUUUUAAAGAAUUACAUGUUGCUAAAUUUUUAUGUGACUGACAUGGAGCCUAGAAAACUAUCGUGUUCUUGGGAGACUCUUCUUUGCUCAGUUUGCUAACAUGCUUCCUGUUGUGGUCUAGCCAAUGCUUAAUGUACUCGAAAUGAUGUUAAGGGCUCUGUAAAACUUUAUACCUCUCUGGCCAUUUGUAUGCAUGAAGCUUAGUUUUUAAAUGUGGUGUGUGAUGAAUCGUGUGCUUCUGGUGAAGAAAGCAGAGGUACUAGUCUCCAAUUUUAAUUUUUUUAAACAUGUAAGAAUUUUGUACUUUGAACAAACAAGAUUACUGCAAGUUCCUAUGGUUUUUGAAACAAGUUUCUAGUUUAGGGAUUGUGGUCUUAAUGUGAUAUGUACAAACUCUGUUUGAAAAUGGCAAGACAAACAUACUCUUUUUCUAGAAUUUAUAAUUCCUGAAGAAGGAGAAGAAUUGGAACGGUAACACUGGUUCUAGAAACUGUUGCUGUAAAUCCAGGCCAGCAGUGAUGAGUUAUUGUAAUGAUCUCUGUGAACAGAGAGAUGCUAGCAUCAAGCAGAUGUCUGGUACAGCUAUGGAUGUAGCCCCAGGUCUGCUCCUGACUCAGUUCAAGGUAAAUUUUGCUGAACAACAUUGAGAUAUUAUUGGAGCUGUGUAUGAGAAAGUUUGUGGUUGCAAUCCUUUGCACCUUAUUUUGAAGAAUAAAUACAACUCUUUUUUUCUGGCUGUCUUUUAAAAAUUUAAAACAAAAAGGAAGGAUAGGGGCCAGGCAUUAUUAGGUUACUUCUGAUGCUUCGGUGUUAUAAAUGCAACUUAAAGACUGACAACCUAAAUUCAUGUCCUAAGUAUUCUUUUCCGUUUUUGUUUUUGUAUUGUUCAAUGACAAUUAAAAGGUACAACCCAAGUUUUUACAUAGUAUGAGCAGCCAAAAAGUAUUCCAUUUCUCAAGGCCUGGAAGUAGAUUUCCACCUUAAAAAAAUAAAUAAAUAAAAACUAUCACAUGGGGUGAGUAGGAAGACUGGUUAGACAGUCUUGUAGUUCUUUUUGGUGCUGACCUAUGACAUGAGCCUUACAGAUUGUAAACUAGAGAUAGCUGGAACUAAUGUACAGAACUAAAUUUUUAAAACAUUUGCCAUUAAAUUCUGUGAAGUUUCAGUUAACUUAAAAUAAACUUACACACAUAUGAAAUGUAAUGUUUCAGACUGCAAGGUAAUAUGUAAUGUAGUGUUUGUAAAAUACUCUUUGUCUAAUAUUACUAGUGGUAUUUCAAUUUGUACAGUUAUAAUUUGUUAAAAUGACUUCAUUUUAACAUCCCCUGAUAUAGAUUAAUAAUAUAAAUUCAGAUUUAAAGAUUGAUGGGGAAAUGGUGCAUGUAAUACUUUUGCAAGUAUUGGGAGUUCGGUAUGUUUUGAAGAGAGUAAUUUAACUUUUGAAUGUCAGGAAAUGGGUUUUCUCAAAGCCCAUUGCCGGCAAUGGGCAAGCCUAGUAGUACUGGCACAGAGCAUUUAACUCUACACCUUAUUAACAGUGAGGUGAAUAACUUUGAAUAAAGUUUUAGAGAAUAUUUCAGAUAUUUGAGUAUUCUUCUUCCCUUUGAACUAAACAGUUUAGACAAAGAAUCAGCUAAUGUGCUAUUUUAAAAUAUAGGUAUUUGGAGUUCCCACUGUGUCUCAGUGGUUAACGAAUCCAACUAGGAACCAUGAGGUUUUGGGUUCGAUCCCUGGCCUUGCUCAGUGGGUUAAGUAUCCGGCGUUGCUGUGAGCUGUGGUGUAGGUCACAGACACGGCUCGGAUCCUGAGUUGCUGUGGCUCUGGUGUAGGCUGGCAGCAACAGCUCCGAUUAGACCCCUAGCCUGGGAACCUCCAUAUGCUGCGGGUGUGGCCCUAGCGAAGACAAAAAAAUAAAUAAAUAAAAUAUAGGUAUUUGUUUCAUUCCAGUUCAUUAAUGCACUAACUCAUUCAUUCAUUCAUUCAUUCUUCAACAAAAAUUUGAAAAGCUGAUAUAAGCGGAGAACUCUGCUCAAGUCAGAAAUAAAGAUUUACAAAAUAUAUGGUCUUGUCUUCAAGGAGCUAUUUGCCUAGUAUGAAGAAAUUUAUACUGAUAAUUUAUUAUUCUUAUACUUCAAACAAAGAAAUCAACUCCCACAUUGGCUGGUAAGCAUGUAUAAAUUUUUCCAUAAAUAUUUAUGAAGAGAGUUAUUGCAUUUUCCUAAAAACAACUUAAGAUUAAGUUCACGAUUAAGCACUAAAAACAAAUUUAUAGCCAAUAUAGAACUAACUGCCUACUACCAGCUAGAGGUUCCAGCCUAAGGGUCACAAGUUGUUAGUGCUCCCAGAGGUUUUAUAGAGAGAAUCUGCAGUGGCAGUAAUGUUGGACUAGAUAAUCUCAUUCCCUAUCAAUUUCUAGGAUUGUAUGAAUUAGGAAUUCAACCAGAUUAUUUUCUAGUACUGAUUAGCUAUUUUAUCAUGCUGUCAUGUCUAGAUUCAGUACUUAAUAAUACUUUCUUUUGUUUCCUGGGCCAAUCUCCAAUUUCUCUGAGUUAUUUAAAAGAUAAGGCCAAUAUUCUCUAAUCCUGCAAUUUCAGGAAUUCUAGAUCCUAAUUCUGCAAAUUCUAGGAUCCUAAUUAAUAUGGCUUUAAGAGUUCUAUACUUCCCUUUCUCCUUUUUGGAAUUUGUGCAAUUAACUUUUUCCCCCCAGCUUCUGGGUUCUGUUUAUUUCAUAACAGUGAUGAGUACAUUUGAGAUCAAUACUACCAGAAAUCAAGACAUAUGCAGACAGCUACUUUUGAUCCUCCUAUGACUUAAUUGAAAAACUUCAUUUCUUAUCUUAUAUUUGAAAUGUCCUGAAACACUGAAGUGGAAGCGGAGAGAGCAAGACAUGUUGCAGGAUCUUUAAACAAUGUCAAGCUAUAUAAUCUUAAUAUAGAAGUGAACACUUUCUCUAAAAUUUCUAGUAACUACUCACUUAAAUCAUGCAUUCCUGUUUUUUUCCUAACUGGUGGUGGAAGGAAAUAGUUGACCUGUGAUUCCACCCCUCCUCCCCCCAAUUUAUUAUUACAAAGGUGGUACUGUGGUGCUGAAGAUUAUGAAUACCAAUCCCCAGGAAGUUUAUAUAUCAUUAGGGCUCUCUAGCUUAUAAUAAUUUAAAAAUGCCUCUCCAUUUGCAAUGCUUGGAAGUAAAAAACAAGAAAGUAACUUUUUUCUUAUUUCAUCAUUGUGCAGGCAUCUAUAAUAAAAAAAUGAAAGUUU
This is a messenger RNA of Sus scrofa (pig), 5157 nucleotides long. RefSeq names its product 3-hydroxy-3-methylglutaryl-CoA synthase 1 (gene HMGCS1). Gene Ontology annotation, molecular function: hydroxymethylglutaryl-CoA synthase activity. Lineage: Eukaryota; Metazoa; Chordata; Mammalia; Artiodactyla; Suidae. The record is from RefSeq and is a predicted model, not a curated record. Gene Ontology annotation, biological process: acetyl-CoA metabolic process.